This is a messenger RNA of Salvia hispanica, 1910 nucleotides long. RefSeq names its product DNA ligase 1-like. NCBI's taxonomy places the organism in Eukaryota, Viridiplantae, Streptophyta, Magnoliopsida, Lamiales, Lamiaceae. Gene Ontology annotation, molecular function: DNA binding; DNA ligase (ATP) activity; ATP binding. The record is from RefSeq and is a predicted model, not a curated record. Gene Ontology annotation, cellular component: nucleus; mitochondrion. Gene Ontology annotation, biological process: DNA repair; lagging strand elongation; DNA recombination.
CUUCUCUCUCUAGUCUCUCCUAGCUAGAGAGUAGAGAGGAUUGUGUUAAUUUCCUACUACUUGUUUCUUAUUUGUGCUUACCAUCGGGAUCAGAUUGUGUUGUAGGAUUGUGAUCGCUUCACAUUGUCUCAUCAGUAUGGCUUCCCCAACCACACUUGUCGAACUGAAGAGAAGUCCAUCUGAUUACACUCUAUCUAAUGUAGUACAUUGGGAGCUUGGUGGUGAUGUUCCAUUUGUGUUUCUGGCCAAUUGUUUGGUUGCUGUGUCAGAGGCAGAGGCGGCUGAGCAUGAUCUACAAGAUAUUACUUGCAAUAUCUUUAGGACGUUCAUGAAGAUAUCUCCUCAAAAUUUGUUUGCAGUCCUUUCUAUACUUGCAAGGACUUAUGUUGAUGGUGAUAACUCUUACACAAUUGAAGCUUCUAAAGAUGCUAUCAUCGAAGCAAUCGCUGCAUCAUCUAACAAGACCCCGGAGUUUAUAAAAGAUCAGUUGUUGGAGCAUGACUUAGCAUUUGUUGCUGAAGUCAACAGACCAGUAGAGUUAAUAUUCAAACGUGAAAAGCUUACCGUUGAGUAUCUUUUUUCAAAGAUCAUCGCAUUAGUGGAGAAUGUCAAAAGGAAGAAAGAAAAAAAAACAGUUUGGGCUAACAGAAACCUGUAUGCAUUGCUUGGUAUGUUCAAUCAUGCUUCGGAAUUUGAAGCUGGGACCUUGGUUCGGCUGCUACAGCCCAUUUGGAAAAAGGUUCCUGAGAAUGUGAUUCUGCAUGGCCUCGCUUGUGCUACUGUGUAUGCACACAUUUCUCCUGAGGACCCUGACAUUCCUCUGCAUCUUGAGAAAGCUGUAGAUCUUUGUAACCGAAUUUAUCAAUUGCACAAGUCUUUUCGAGCAUUUUGUGAUGCCUUUUGUCAUCCCUAUCCAUGCAUUGGAUAUAUGUAUCUGCCAGAGAUUAUAGGAUUUGCUCCUGGCAUUCCUCUAAAGUUGAUGGAGGCUGAACCUAUACUUGACAGAUCCGAGCUGUUUCAAAUAUUUGGGUCUAAUGAUUUCACCUAUGAGUCUAAUGACUAUGGGGAUGUAAUACGUGCUCAGAUACAUGGUCUAGAAAAUGGCAUGAUUGAGAUAUAUGUGGAUAAUGUAUUGAUCACAAACCGUUUUCCCGAUAUUCUUGCCAUAAUGAAGAGAGUAAGAUCCCAGAAUAUGAAGUCCUUUAUAAUGGAUUGCAAAGUUUGCGCCUUUGAUGAAAGGAGAAAGAUUAGUUUAUCGAUUGAGGAUCUUCCCAACGCACAUUGGGAAGAUGCUGAAAUCAUUGUCAGCAUUGUAGUUUCGGACAUUCUGUACUUGAAUGGAAUGUCAUUCUUGCAAAAGCAACUCCAACUUCGCCAUCAGAUGCUUCAAAGAUUGUUUACUGGCAAGUUGGAUUCAUCAUGCAAGAUUGCCGCUGUCACACGAUGCAAUGAUCUUAAGCUUCUUAAAAACUUUCUGAAAGCUUCUGGCAAGUCCAGCUACAGAUAGUGAACCUAGUAAAGAAGCCAAGGAGUCUACAACUGGAGAUAGUGAAGAUGCUGCCACAGCUGGAGAUGGUGAAGCCACAGCUGGAGAUAAUGAAGAUGCUGCCACUACUGGAGAUAGUUACUAAAUUUUGGUAGAGCUUGACUAGGUGAAUCUGAUACAAAUUUGAUUGGAUGAGGCUGUAAAUUGGGAGGUUUGAGACUUAUUGAAUUUGAUGUCUAAGAUUUGACUUUUGGGGCUGUUAGAUGUUUGGCUACAUCUAAUUUUGGUGAAUAUAAGUAGCUCAGAUUUGUCUGCUUUGAAUUAGUGCAAACGGUGUCCAUUGUUUGACCUUUCUAAGGUUUUAAUGGGCAAAGACUCUGUUUUGUAAUCUUUGCUAUGUCUAUUUUAUUCUAAUCUUUCAUCU